Molecule: messenger RNA, 3563 nt
Organism: Piliocolobus tephrosceles (Ugandan red Colobus)
Lineage: Eukaryota; Metazoa; Chordata; Mammalia; Primates; Cercopithecidae
Gene: SPRY1
Product: sprouty RTK signaling antagonist 1
Exons: 3
Coding region: 1402-2361 (319 amino acids)
Biological process (GO): negative regulation of MAP kinase activity; negative regulation of fibroblast growth factor receptor signaling pathway; multicellular organism development
Cellular component (GO): cytosol; membrane
Source: RefSeq, a predicted model, not a curated record
UUCUUGGGCUCAAGUGAUCCACGUGCAUCGGCCUCCCAAAGUGCUGGGAUGACAGGUGUGAGCCACAGCACCCAGCCUGGUGGAGAGAUUUAAUUAAUAAGGGGAAUAACUCCUUUAUUUUUACCUUCAUGUGUCCUGGUUGAAACUUUCUGAUUGUUUUCUGUGUUAGGUCCCACAAAAAUAGUGUCCAAUUCAAAGAUAAAUUUGGGGCCUUAAGUACAAUAUUUCAACCACUAACACACACGUGUGUUAUGAGCCCUGAAUAGGAAUACGGUAUCUUUAGAAACGUUGGUUGAACUUGGGAUCUGCCUCACAAGAAGAUUGCAUGUGAAAUUCGCUGAAGAUCCCCUGUGAUGCACAAGGCAGAAGAAGCAGGUGUACACAAAGAAUCAGAAGAACCAAAGCCCCAGGUGCGUGGUCUUUGAGGCAUUUCGGCCGUGGAACCGCAGGCUCGGAGGACUGAGUGUGAGCGCUGCCCAGGAGAGGCUGACCUGCCGGGACCGGAGUGCCCAGGGACGUUGUGCCCCUACUUGCCCAACGUGCGGGAUCGGCAAAGCGCCUCGGCCUGCGCGGGGGACAAGGAACGACGCCCGCCUCUCUUUCUCCGAGAAGGAUCCCCAAACCUUGCUCUCUUCACCCCUCCCCGCUAAAAAAAAAAAAAAAAAAAAAAAAAAGCGGGGGGUAAAAAAAUCCCCUCCCCCUUCCCGGCCGCGGCAGCCUCUGCCUGGCAGGCGCGUGUUCCGGGGUCUUGCCGGGGGCCUGCGCGGCUCCGUGAUCCGCCCGCCGACGCCGGUUCGGGCCCCGACCCGGGCGCCGCGUAGUCUCGAACCCCCGUGACGUGGAUUUUUCACUCGUCAGGAGGCCGCCAUCCCUUCCUUCCUUCCCUGCGAGGAGCGACCAGAACCCGAGAAGUUCUCUGAGCAUACCGUGCCGUCAGCUGGCCAGUCACGCACUCGACUCCCCGCCACUCCCCUACUUGUUUUUCUGAGACUUGGGGAGCCUUCCUGAAAGGAUUUGUAAAAACUGGUUCUUGGAAGGGGUCUGCAGGAGAAGACCUCCCGAGGUGGAUGUUACUGAGCCGCCCGGGGAGCGCCAGCCGUGAGAGGUCCGGGCCCGGCCGCGCGGAGCCGCGGGAUAACUGCCCUCCGCAGCCGGAAGGGGGCCGCGGGGAGCGCUCCUGACCGGUGGCGGCGGGGGCGGGGGAGGCCGCGGGCCGAGGCGCCGCAGCUCCGGCGAUGCCGCCUCGCCCUCUCCGCAGCGGUUGAUGCGGCGCGUGCACGCCACCGCCCGCACCAGGACCUGGGCCGGGUCGCACGACUUGGCCCCCGGCCCGCGCUUCGGCCUAGGAUUUCAGAUGCAUGCCAGGUUUCCACUGAUUGCCAGAACUCGAGAUCACUACACAUGGAUCCCCAAAAUCAACAUGGCAGUGGCAGUUCGUUAGUUGUGAUCCAGCAACCUUCUUUGGAUAGCCGUCAGAGAUUAGACUAUGAGAGAGAGAUUCAGCCUGCUGCUAUUUUGUCAUUAGACCAGAUCAAGGCCAUAAGAGGCAGCAAUGAAUACACAGAAGGGCCUUCAGUGGUGAAAAGACCUGCUCCUCGGACAGCACCAAGACAAGAAAAGCAUGAGAGGACUCAUGAAAUCAUACCAAUUAAUGUGAAUAAUAACUACGAGCACAGACACACAAGCCACCUGGGACAUGCAGUACUCCCCAGUAAUGCCAGGGGCCCCAUUUUGAGCAGAUCAACCAGCACUGGCAGUGCAGCCAGCUCUGGGAGCAACAGCAGUGCCUCUUCUGAACAGGGACUGUUAGGAAGGUCACCACCAACCAGACCAGUCCCUGGUCAUAGGUCUGAAAGGGCAAUCCGGACCCAGCCCAAGCAGCUGAUUGUGGAUGACUUGAAGGGUUCCUUGAAAGAGGACCUGACACAGCACAAGUUCAUUUGUGAACAGUGUGGGAAGUGCAAGUGUGGAGAAUGCACGGCUCCCAGGACCCUGCCAUCCUGUUUGGCCUGUAACCGGCAGUGCCUUUGCUCUGCUGAGAGCAUGGUGGAAUAUGGAACCUGCAUGUGCUUAGUCAAGGGCAUCUUCUACCACUGCUCCAAUGACGAUGAAGGGGAUUCCUACUCAGAUAAUCCUUGCUCCUGUUCACAGUCACACUGCUGCUCUAGAUACCUGUGUAUGGGAGCCAUGUCUUUAUUUUUACCUUGCUUACUCUGUUAUCCUCCUGCUAAAGGAUGCCUGAAGCUGUGCAGGGGGUGUUAUGACUGGAUCCAUCGCCCAGGGUGCAGAUGUAAGAACUCCAACACUGUCUAUUGUAAGCUGGAGAGCUGCCCCUCCCGGGGUCAGGAUAAACCAUCAUGAUUUUUGGAGGUGGGUUGUACCUCCUGAGCUUCCAGCUUUCAAGCUGUGGCUAUUUUUUAUUUUUUAUUUUUUUCUUUUCUUUAGAAUUUUUCCCCAUUUCCUACCUUCUCUUCCCCUGUUCCCAAGGUCUGACUCAUGGAUUUUUCUCUUCCUUCAUGGAUGAUCUUCAGUAAGAGUGGACUGGGAAACUGCACCUGGCUCCCACUUACGACAAGAGCCUCUGCCAUCCACUUGAGAGGGUAUUGAGAGCCAGUGGGCUUUGUGUAGCCUUUUUGUUCUGCAAGCAACUUUCUAAAGUUGUAUACAUGAACAUACACCCACACCCAGACUACAGUGAUUUAGAGUUGUUUUGACUGGGUACUGUGGGAGCAGGGAAAUUGGUUUUUUAAAAAGCAACCGUUUAAUUGCUUAAAUAAGCUAUGUAUUCAAUCUGUCUCCAGUUAGGGCUAUCUUCCUAGCAUUGGCCCCUUAAGUAGCAUGGGGGAUAUAUUGUUUGCUAUAACGUAAAAAUUUUCCUUUAACCACUGCCCUCUGCUUCUUGUCCUUCAAAGUUCUUUCCCCUCAGUUUUGGUGUUGUCUUACUCUGGAGAUGCCAAGUGUAUUUUUUCUUUCUAUGUAAUUUUAGAUUCGCUUUACAAUGUAAAUCUUCACAUUGGAGAUAUAUUGAUUGGACCUUGCCCAUCUUCACUCUAGCCUUCGUAUUUGUGAAGGACUCAACCACCUUCCUUCUUCGCCCCAUGCUUCUCACCAAAUUUUUGUUGUCAUUGAGGGCACUUGGAUAACUCAAGUUGAUAUUUAUAGCUGAUCAAUCUAUAGGUGUCACAGAACUAUGCUGCCUAAAGUGAUCUUGGCUCCUUAAUGGUCCUUUUGGCCCCUUGGAUAGUUAACAGCUGAGUAAUUCUAAUCUCUUCUGUGUUUUCAUUGCCUUAACCACAAAUUGUGGUGCUUUUUGUAUAUUUUAUGUAUAAAUCACAAAGUUGAAUUCUGACUAUUUUUAAGACAAAAGUCUGUUAAACUUUUUUAUUGUAAAGAAUAUUUAUUAUGCGAAUCUCUAUUAUUUUAUGGUAUUUAUUGCAAAAGACUUGAAAUGUACUCAUGUCUGAAUAUAACAAAAUAUCAAUACUUAACGGAAAAUAAGGUGACACGAAGAAAGUACACAUGUUAACUAUAAUGCAGAAAAUAUAUUAAUUAAUGAAACUGUC